AUGGACGUGUGUCUGAGCUCCGCGCCGCAGCCCGCGCGCGUCGGGAGGGCUGCGACCUGCCCGGAUGGCUGUGUGGAGGCGGUGAGUGAGGGCGCGCUCCUGACGGAUGGCACCGAGGGACCCCAAGGAGAUUCUCACGAGACAGAGCCAUCCCUUCACAGCCUCCAGACCUUUGUUCCGACCGAUUAUGCCAGCUACACUCUGGAGCAUUACCAGUUUGUGGGCAGGAAGAUCAUCAUUCAGGAAUCAAUCGAGAGUUACGGAGCCGUGGUGUGGCCGGGGGCUACAGCUCUGUGCGAAUAUUUGGAGGAACACACAGAAGAACUGAAUCUCCAAGAUGCUAAGAUACUUGAAAUUGGUGCUGGACCAGGCCUUGUUUCCAUUGUGGCCAGUAUUUUAGGAGCUCAAGUCACAGCCACGGAUUUGCCUGAUGUCCUGGGAAACCUUCAGUACAAUCUUUUAAGAAACACUCUCAAAUGUACAGCACAUCUGCCUGAAGUGAAAGAACUGGUAUGGGGCGAAGAUCUGGAACGGAACUUCCCCAAAUCCACAUUUCAUUAUGACUAUAUCCUGGCCUCAGAUGUGGUCUAUCACCAUUACUUCCUGGACAAGCUGCUGACCACCAUGGUGUACCUCUCCCAGCCAGGGACCGUGUUGCUUUGGGCAAACAAGUUCAGAUUCAGCACUGAUUAUGAAUUUUUAGAUAAAUUCAAACAAGUUUUUGAUACAACGCUUUUGGCUGAAUACCCAGAGUCAUCAGUCAAACUUUUUAAGGGGAUACUAAAAUGGGACUAAAUUAAACAAAAUACCUUUCAAAAUGCUAGUGUGUCUUUUGAGCUGCGUUAGAAGUUGCAUUGGCAAUAAAUGGCUUCUUGUAUGAGAUCAGUAAGGUAGGAGAUAGAAACAACUUGUGUAUCUAGGAUAAAUGCAAAUUAUUACUGCAGCAACGUUCUAAAGUACUUUGAAAUUAACUAUCUACAGAGAGUCACAUAAACACAUGAAAGUA
This is a messenger RNA of Tupaia belangeri chinensis (Chinese tree shrew), 1006 nucleotides long. It is a transcript of the gene METTL21C, whose product is annotated as methyltransferase 21C, AARS1 lysine. NCBI's taxonomy places the organism in Eukaryota, Metazoa, Chordata, Mammalia, Scandentia, Tupaiidae. The coding region runs from base 1 to 795 and encodes 264 amino acids. The record is from RefSeq and is a predicted model, not a curated record. The transcript has 4 exons.